AUGAGUACGCCAUCCGUCUCUUUCGAUAUUGCUAAACAUCCUGCUAAAGAUACCAUCAAGUUAUUGACAUCUCUUCUGGAGAAGGUCACAAUGGCCAAUGACAGGGCUCACUCAGCAACCCCAAAUACAACUGAUCCUACCGAUCAUUCUACCCGACAAGGUCGAGCACGUAGCAUAUCCCACCCAUCACCUUAUACUUGCUUUCAUGCACGCUCUAUACCAAGCAUCACAAUCCAUGCUUAUCUUAUUCGCAUUUUAAAAUAUUGUCCUUGUGCAAACGAAUGUUUCCUGGCUCUUUUGGUUUACUUUGAUCGCAUGUCAAAGCCAAAUCAUUUAACCAACUCGCCUUCACUUCGGCUCGACUCAUACAACGUUCAUCGCCUUGUUAUUACUGGAAUUAUGAUUUCUAGCAAGCUGUUCUCGGAUGUUUUCUUUACCAAUUCACGCUAUGCAAAGGUUGGAGGAUUACCUGUGUCUGAACUUAAUACUCUUGAACUUGAGUUUCUUCAGUUAAACAACUAUGGGAUGUUUGUAACAAUCGAAGAGUUGCAAUAUUAUGGUGACCAACUACUGUUGCACUGGGUAAGGGAA
Messenger RNA from Phycomyces blakesleeanus NRRL 1555(-), 591 nucleotides. Its product is annotated as cyclin. Gene Ontology annotation, biological process: regulation of cyclin-dependent protein serine/threonine kinase activity. Gene Ontology annotation, molecular function: cyclin-dependent protein serine/threonine kinase regulator activity; protein kinase binding. The record is from RefSeq and is a predicted model, not a curated record. The annotation marks the transcript as partial. NCBI's taxonomy places the organism in Eukaryota, Fungi, Mucoromycota, Mucoromycetes, Mucorales, Phycomycetaceae. Gene Ontology annotation, cellular component: nucleus; cyclin-dependent protein kinase holoenzyme complex. The transcript is spliced from 2 exons.